Molecule: messenger RNA, 582 nt
Organism: Penicillium concentricum
Lineage: Eukaryota; Fungi; Ascomycota; Eurotiomycetes; Eurotiales; Aspergillaceae
Exons: 3
Coding region: 1-582 (193 amino acids)
Source: RefSeq, a predicted model, not a curated record
AUGGCCCGUGAUCUGGAAGUAUCUAGUCUGCAGCUCAAGAUGGAAGAUACAAUGUCUUCCACUACGACAGAAGAUGGAAGAUGCGAUACACCCACAUUUAGUAGCGUUUGCGGUGAAUCAAUAGACAAUUUUCCGUCGAGGCAUUCGGUCGCGACCCCUUCCAGGAACUGUCCUUGGAAAGGCAGAUCAUACAUCAUCCGCGACCCUGCUACAAACCUUGUCAUUGGACUUCAAAAAGGAAUCCUACGCCUGAUGCCUGAACGCAGUGGACAUGGGUGUGGUAUUUACUGGUCGUGCGUCGAAUCCGACCACAUGUUCCUGGGUUUUCAAAACCUGGUUUCUGGCACCUUUAUCGGACAUAAUAACAAGAAUAAAUUCAUCGCGGAGGCCAAGGUUCUCAAUGACUUUGAGUCGUUUUGUGUGCGAGCACAUCCAGAUGGCGGCUAUCUUCUCCUCGUGAAACAGGGUAGAGGGUUCUUGCCGAUGCGGGUAGACGGGGGAACACGGCUUGUGGUCAGCACUAACAGAGAUGAGGGCAUAGUAUGGGAGUUCAUUCGUGUCGAAGAUGGAGAUGUUAUUUAA